Salvelinus sp. IW2-2015 is the source of this 528-nucleotide messenger RNA. Its product is annotated as fish-egg lectin. The record is from RefSeq and is a predicted model, not a curated record. NCBI's taxonomy places the organism in Eukaryota, Metazoa, Chordata, Actinopteri, Salmoniformes, Salmonidae.
GAUGCAGGACUGGGGCAAGUGGUUGCUACGGACACAAGUCAAAUCCCCUACUACCUGGUAGGUGAUGAAUGGAUCCGCCUGCCUGGUUCCCUGAAGCAUAUCACUGUAGGACCAGCAGGGAUCUGGGGUGUCAACAAGGCAGACUCAAUCUACAAGUAUGUGGCCGGUAACUGGGUGCAAGCUGCAGGCCUUCUGAAACAGUUGGAUGCUGGAGGUGAACAGUUUAUUGUGGGGGCCAACAUGGACGAUACUCCAUUCUGUCUGACACGUAGUGCCACAGUUGGUUACAAGGGACCUGACACACCCCUUCCAUGGACAGGAUUGCCAGGAGCUGUGAAGUACUACAGUUGUGGACCCUUUGGGUGCUGGGCAGUCAACAAGAAUGAUGAUAUCUACUUAAUGAGUGUGAAUCUAGACUGCCAAAACAAGGGGUGGAGUCAAAUUGAUGGCAAGCUUUCCAUGAUUGAGGUGGCAACUGAUGGUAGUGUCUUUGGGGUCAACUAUGCGGGUAGUGUUUAUACCAGGUAA